This is a messenger RNA of Punica granatum (pomegranate), 2514 nucleotides long. Lineage: Eukaryota; Viridiplantae; Streptophyta; Magnoliopsida; Myrtales; Lythraceae. The record is from RefSeq and is a predicted model, not a curated record.
UGGAGACUGUUUCACUGUGGUUUUUGCUUUUUCUCUGCAAGAAAAUCUUCUGGGGAGGGGAGUUAAUGGUUUUUACGAGCAAAUUGUUAAAAAUGGGGCCCCCUUGUGCAGGAAAUUGAAAUAAAUAAAGAGGGAGGGGUCAUGUCGGUGGGAAUUGGAGAAAGGAUUGCUGAGAGUUAAUAGCAGUGAGCCAGAGAGCCACCAAGAAAAUCUGGAAACCAAUGACUCUGUUCCUGUUGCUUGUUCCAGUGUUCGUAUAUAUAUUUAUGCCUGUCUCAGUGUUUCCAACAGGAAGCACGAAGGACUCCCUGUUCAGCUGAAAUAAGAGAUUCUGGGUAUUGCUUAGCAGCGGUGGCUUGGCAUGAAAAUGAUCUGCCAGAGAACCGUGGAAAGAGGCACUCCUUGAAGUUACUCUUUGAGAUAUGCUUAGCUUGGGAACUGCGAGGGUUGUUUGAGUUCACAGUUAAAUAAUCUUCACUCUGAGAUGGGGUGUAAAUGUUCCAAGUUCUCAGUGUGUAAAUGUUCCAAGUUCUCAGUGUGUUGGGGUUCGGAACCGAACCGAGCGGGUCCCUUGACCCACGAAGUUGAAACUGAGGGGGGAGCUGAAGGCUACAAUCUGCUGCCUUUUCGAGAGUACACCUAUGAUCAGCUAAGGGUUGCCACCUCGGGAUUUGCUGUGGAGAACAUAGUCUCUGAACAUGGCGAAAAAGCCCCGAAUGUGGUCUACAGAGGGAAACUCGAGGAUCAGAGGCAAAUCGCUGUGAAGAGAUUUAAUAGAUCUGCUUGGCCUGGUUCUAGCCAGUUCCUGGAAGAAGCGAAAGCUGUCGGUCAGCUACGUAACCAAAGGUUAGCCAACUUACUAGGUUUUUGCUGCGAAGGAGACGAGAGGUUACUUGUUGCAGAAUAUAUGCCCAAUGAGACCUUAGCAAAGCACCUUUUCCAUUGGGAUGCUCAGCCCAUGAAAUGGGCAAUGAGAUUGCGGGUCGCAUUACAUCUGGCGCAAGCUUUGGAAUAUUGCAUGAGCAAAGGGCGCGACCUCUAUCACGACCUUAACGCUUAUAGAGUUCUCUUUGAUGAUGAGGGCAACCCAAGACUCUCAUGCUUUGGGCUCAUGAAGAACAGCAGGGAUGGGAAGAGCUAUAGCACGAACCUUGCUUUUACUCCUCCGGAGUACUUGAGAACAGGUAGAGUCAUCCCUGAGAGUGUAAUCUACAGCUUCGGGACCCUUUUGCUGGAUCUACUCAGUGGAAAACACAUCCCUCCAAGCCAUGCAAGUUUUCACCUCCUUAAUACUGUGCAUCUUAUGAAAUCAUUCUCUAUCUAUCGUCCUUUGAACUUAAUAAUUCUGAAAGACAUGAAAUUUCAGGCACUCGACUUAAUACGGGACAGAAAUCUUCAGAUGCUCACAGAUUCCUGCUUGGAAGGCCAGUUACUGAACAACGAAGGAACAGAUUUAGUUCGUUUAGCUACUCGUUGCUUGCAAGCUGAGCCUCGAGAGCGGCCAAAUGCAAGAUCACUUGUUGCUGCUCUAAUCCCUCUUCAGAAGGACACCGAGGUCCCAUCUCACGUGCUGAUGGGUUUAGCGCAAGGAGUCGAGGCAUUACCUCUGACACCGCUUGGAGAGGCUUGCAAGAGAUUGGACUUAACUGCCAUACAUGAAAUCUUGGAAAAGCUUGGCUACAAGGACGAUGAAGGAGCAGCUGCUGAGCUCUCAUUCCAGAUGUGGACCAACCAGAUGCAGGAAACUCUGAACUCAAAGAAAAGGGGCGAUUCCGCUUUUCGGCACAAAGAUUUCCGAGGGGCAAUUGAAUACUAUACUCAGUUCAUUGAAGUCGGGACGAUGGUGUCCCCGACAGUCUAUGCAAGAAGGAGUCUGGCACACCUCAUGUGUGACAUGCCACAGGACGCACUCGAGGAUGUGCUGCAAGCCCAAGUAAUAUCACCCAGGUGGCCUACCGCCUCGUACUUACAGGCGGCAGCCUUGUUCACUAUGGGGAAGGAGAACGAGGCACUUGCGGCACUGAAAGACGGCUCCGCUCUCGAAACAAAAAGGACCGGGACAACUUGACCUUGAGAGUUAGGAAACCCAGCACUUGGUGGUACACCACUGAACUAUUAUCACCUCGAGGGCGACCACGAAGUGAAACCGUUGAUAUUGCUGCACUCUUCCAUGAUGAUGCGGUGGAUCGGGGUUUGGUCUGCUCUCGAAACUAGCCUGUCUGGCACUUUUGGAAAUAGCUGUGAUCGCAAAAAAAAAAAAAAAAAGAAAUUGUACAGGUAAAGCAUAUGAUAUGCGUUUCAUUUAUUGCGCCAUUAAGUUUAAUGCCAAUUUGGCUUGUCUUACCGUAUGCCACUGUGUAACUCAAACCUCCAUUUAGGACUAGGAGGCUCAAUCGAUCCCCUAAUCAUUCUUGGACGAUUAGUCCCCUCAACUUUAGGCAAAGAGAUGAUGCAAUCAGACCUUCAUGUUCAAAUUUUCAUGGAAUCGAUCAGGCGAAGAGAAGCUUAAACUGA